AUGCUCAGUCUACUCGUGAAAGCGACGACAUGCAUCGCUUUGCUAUUAUGUCUGACUUGGUAUGGCCAGACUCAUUUCUAUCGUGACCCCGGGAGUGUCUUCUUCGAUAAAGCACGAGCAUACGAGACGCGUUACUCCGAACAUCGCAAAGCCGAAGUCGAGAUGCUAAUAGACUCGUACCCGGACCUGAAAAGGCCGGCUCUGGGCAAAGCACGAGAUGAAAACAAACUUCUUUGUGUAGCACUGAGCUCUGUGAAGCGUGAGACACAAUACCUCCCUAUGACAAUAGGGAGUAUGGUGCACGGCCUUUCGAAGGAAGAACGAGAUGACCUCCAUAUAUCCAUCCUAAUAGCGGAAACCGAUCCAAGACGCCAUCCUGGCUGGAACCACCAGUGGCUAAACCAUGCAGCCGACGACAUUUUUACCUACGAUGUGAACGAUACACAAACGAAACAUCUGAAUGACCUCGAACAAAACGGACGAUAUCAAGAGAAAGGUGUCUUCGAUUAUACUUACGCCCUCGAACGAUGUUACGCCACUGGCGCAUUAUACGUUGGCAUGUUUGAGGAUGAUAUCAUUCUAGCUGAGGGAUGGUUUACGAAAAUUCUACAAGGACUAUCAGAGAUAUCUGACUCUGGCAACUGGCUCUUCAUGCGUCUUUUCAACCAGGAGAGAUCAACAGGGUGGUCGAGUCGCAAGAUUGGCGGAAACAACGAAUUCUUGAUCAUCCUAGGCAUUGAUAUAGGAAUCGCGGCAUCCGUGUGGCUCGUGCGUCGACAAUGGCGAGGUUCACGCAGGUAUCUCGAAAUGGAGACACUCGCGGUAACAGCCUUUAUACUGGUACCAGGACUGAUAGUACUGAUGUAUCAGUCAGGAAAAGCAUCAUUAUUUCCUCCGCAACCUGGAGUUUUCAAAGAGCCUUUCGGAUGCUGCUCACAGGCAAUGAUUUUACCGCGAGCUCAGGUCCCUUUGGUAAUAGAUAGCCUGAAGGAGAGGAGGGAAGGGCAGAUAGACUUGAUGCUCGAUGAAAUUGCUUCGAGCAAUGGUCUUGAUAGAUAUGCUUUAUAUCCAGUUCUGGCACAGCAUAUUGGGGUUGAUUCCGCAAGGAAGACAGCAAAAGAAGAAGCCCAAGCAAUCUGGAGCAUGGCCUUUGAAAACCACAAUCCCAGAACUCUCAAGAAGGAGCACAACAAGAUCCUUGGAAAUUACGCAUUGUGGCGUGAGAAGGUUGAGCAAGAUAGUAUCGACUCUAUGUAUCUCCUUGACUUAUCAUAA
Molecule: messenger RNA, 1275 nt
Organism: Fusarium verticillioides 7600
Lineage: Eukaryota; Fungi; Ascomycota; Sordariomycetes; Hypocreales; Nectriaceae
Exons: 3
Coding region: 1-1275 (424 amino acids)
Biological process (GO): GPI anchor biosynthetic process
Cellular component (GO): Golgi membrane
Molecular function (GO): glycosyltransferase activity
Source: RefSeq, a predicted model, not a curated record